UUAGUCAAAAGAAUCUUUAGAUUGUCGUUGUGUGUGAGAAGACUGUGGACAUUUUAAGAUGAGAGCUGAAGACUGGGAUGCUGGUGACGUUUACUGUCGUGCUUCAAAACCAUCAAACUUCAGUUCCAGAUGGGCGCACACUGGCAUCAGCAGCAGUCGGAGACACAGGUAGAGAAGAAAGCAUUGUGCUUUAGUAGAAGAACCAGCCACUUGCAUGGCAGCAACUAUGACAUCACAGCACCACACAGCAUCACUAUGUCAUCACCGCAGGAUCAGCGGGGCGCCCGGACAACAUGUGGGCUCCCUGAUUCACGUCAUGUGGAUUGUGAUGAUGGGAUUUACUCCAGAAACCUGGGCCUCCUCAGAAACUCAGCCUCAUUCCAUAAAGAUCGAGGGUGACAUCACUCUGGGAGGCCUUUUUCCGGUGCAUUCCAGGGGCCCCGCUGGUGUUCCUUGUGGGGAAAUUAAGAAGGAGAAGGGGAUCCAUCGUAUGGAGGCCAUGUUGUAUGCGCUGGACCAGAUCAACAGUGACCCAGACCUGCUGCCUAACAUUACCCUGGGUGCCAGGAUACUGGACACGUGCUCCAGGGAUACAUAUGCACUGGAACAGUCCCUCACCUUUGUCCAGGCCCUCAUCCAGAAGGACAACUCAGAUGUUCGAUGUUCCAACGGAGAACCGCCCAUCAUCCCAAAACCAGAGCGUGUGGUAGGGGUCAUCGGGGCUUCGGCCAGCUCUGUGUCCAUAAUGGUGGCCAACGUUCUUCGUCUGUUUGCGAUACCUCAGAUCAGUUAUGCUUCACCAGCACCUGAGCUUAGUGACAACAAUCGCUACGACUUUUUCUCCCGAGUCGUGCCGCCCGAUUCCUUCCAGGCCCAGGCGAUGGUGGACAUCGUCAAAGCCAUGGGGUGGAACUAUGUUUCUACUCUGGCUUCAGAGGGGAAUUAUGGAGAGAGUGGUGUAGAUGCUUUCAUUCAGAUAUCAAGGGAGGCAGGAGGUCUUUGUAUCGCACAGUCCAUUAAAAUUCCUAGGGAGCCAAGACCAGGAGAGUUUGACAAGAUCAUCAAAAGGCUAAUGGAGACAUCCAAUGCCAGAGGGGUUAUUAUCUUCGCUAAUGAAGAUGACAUCAAGCGUGUCCUGGAAGCAGCAAAAAGAGCCAAUCUUACAGGUCAAUUUUUGUUUGUGGGAUCUGAUAGCUGGGGAGCAAAAAACUCACCCAUUCUAAACCUGGAAGACGUGGCUGAGGGUGCGGUUACUAUCCUCCCCAAGCGGGCAUCCAUUGAGGGGUUUGACCAGUACUUCACAACAAGAUCACUGGAAAACAACAGGAGGAACAUCUGGUUCGCUGAGUUCUGGGAGGAUGACUUCAAAUGCAAACUGACACGGCCUGGAAUCCGAGGCGACAGCGGGCUGAGGAAAUGCACAGGAGAGGAACGAAUCAUCCAGGAUUCGGUAUACGAGCAGGAAGGGAAGGUGCAGUUUGUGAUCGACGCCGUGUAUGCCAUGGCCCACGCACUCCAUAGCAUGCACAUGGACCUCUGUCCGAGUUCGAUGGGCGUUUGUGACAAAAUGGACCCGGUGGAUGGAAGAAUGCUGCUGAGUUACAUCCGUGCUGUCAGUUUUAAUGGCAGUGCUGGGACAGGUGUGAUGUUUAAUGAAAACGGUGACGCCCCAGGACGAUACGAUAUCUUCCAGUACCAGCUUUCCAAUACCACCAUCCCGGGAUAUAAAAUCAUCGGCCAGUGGACCAACCACUUACGACUCAGUGCGGAGGACAUGCAGUGGUCUGGAGGGGAUAAACUGGUUCCAGACUCGGUUUGUAGUUUUCCCUGUGAGUCUGGGGAGAGGAAGAGGAUGGUGAAGGGUGUGCCGUGCUGCUGGCACUGUGAACUAUGUGACGGCUAUCAGUACCUCCUGGAUGAGUUUAACUGCGAUACGUGCCCCUUUGACAUGAGGCCCACCUCUAACCGCACUGGCUGCCGUCCUACUCCCAUCAUCAAGCUGGAGUGGAGCUCUCCAUGGGCCAUUAUCCCAGUAUUUCUGGCAGUGCUGGGCAUUCUUGCUACAUCAGGAGCCAUCAUCACCUUCAUCCGCUUCAAUGACACCCCCAUAGUCCGCGCUUCGGGCCGAGAGCUCAGCUAUGUUCUCUUGACGGGCAUCUUCCUCAUCUAUCUCAUCACCUUCCUCAUGAUCGCUGAGCCGAGCACCGGGGUGUGUGCGUUUCGCAGGUUGUUUUUGGGGCUGGGCAUGUCCAUCAGCUACUCUGCCAUGCUUACCAAAACAAAUCGGAUCUACAGGAUCUUUGAGCAGGGAAAGAAAUCAGUCACACCACCAAAAUUUAUCAGCCCCACGUCCCAGCUGAUCAUCACAUUUAUUUUGAUCUCAGUACAGCUCCUGGGUAUUUUCAUUUGGUUUGGAGUGGUUCCACCUCACACAACUGUCGACUUUGAUGAGCUACAUCCUCCCAACCCCGAGUAUGCGCGUGGGAUCCUGAAAUGUGAUAUGUCGGAUCUGUCUCUGAUUGGCUGUCUGAGCUACAGUAUGGUGCUGAUGGUCACGUGUACAGUCUAUGCCAUUAAGAGCAGAGGGGUUCCUGAGACCUUCAAUGAAGCCAAACCCAUCGGCUUCACCAUGUACACUACCUGUAUCAUCUGGUUGGCCUUUGUGCCCAUAUUUUUCGGCACGUCACAAUCCACAGAAAAGAUGUUCAUUCAAACCACCACGCUGACCGUGUCCAUGAGCUUGAGUGCCAUGGUGUCCCUGGGCAUGUUGUACAUCCCCAAAGUCUACGUCAUCAUCUUCCACCCAGAGCAGAACGUUCAGAAACGCAAGCGCAGCUUCAAAGCCGUGGUCCAGGCAGCCACCGUUUCCACUCAUCUCUCACAGAAAUCCAGCGACAAGCAGAACGGAGAGACCAAAGUUGAACCAGAUAGAUCCCAAUAAAGA
Sinocyclocheilus rhinocerous is the source of this 2944-nucleotide messenger RNA. RefSeq names its product glutamate receptor, metabotropic 6b (gene grm6b). Gene Ontology annotation, biological process: G protein-coupled receptor signaling pathway. Gene Ontology annotation, molecular function: G protein-coupled receptor activity. Bases 215 to 2941 code for a protein of 908 amino acids. NCBI's taxonomy places the organism in Eukaryota, Metazoa, Chordata, Actinopteri, Cypriniformes, Cyprinidae. The record is from RefSeq and is a predicted model, not a curated record. Gene Ontology annotation, cellular component: membrane. The transcript has 11 exons.